GUGGCCGAUUAACGAAAGUCGAGACGAUAAUGUUAUUCUGAUGAUGGUGCCGCCGUUGCAGUGCUCAUCAGUCAUCAGUGACCAAGUAGAAAAGGAGAAGAAGGCGAUAAAAACAACACAAAACACUCGAUACGACACAACAACGGGACUACGGGAGUCAAUAAUAUAAAUAAUCACAGUCAUCGUUCGUUCGUUGCUCACACGUCUUCGUGUUGCUUGUUAAAAACUCGGGCGCGCGCGAUUACAUACAUAUAUAAUUUACCAACACGUUCUCGCGCGUUAUCGUCGUAUUUAUAUAUUUUUAUGUGUACGUGCUCGCACUAUUAUUCCGUUCGGUACAUAAGUUCCUAAAUAAAACGUUGAUCUUCGGCCGGUAUAACGUGACAAUUUACGAGACCGUCGUCGGGAUAAUACUGUUUCGUUUAUAUACCCUGACAACCUCGUGAAACACCGCGUCCGCUACCGUAAGAAGUGCCGUGUCCGUCGUCGUCGAUUACCGUCGCCGCCGCCACUGCUCAACUUCAAAACAAAAUCAAAACCACUACCUAGUUACUAGUUACCUAUUACUAUAAUAUACCGUUUACUUCAACUCAAGAAAAAAAAACAAAACAAAAUAUCGCUCGUAUUAGAGCUCUUAUUGGGUAAGUCUAAUAAUUAAAAAUAGGUAGGUUGUUCCUACUGUACAGUAUUUAAUAUCAUUAACUUGCUUUCCAUUGGUAUUUUAAUUUUUACGUCGUUUAUGAAUUAUUGUUUUUUUUUUUUUAUUUUUAAUAUUUAUUAAUUUUUUCUUUUGUAGGUAAAUUUUCCUUGACCUGGUGUUAUUGUAGUUUUGUCUCAUAGUUGUUUUUUUUUUUUUAGUUGUGUUACAAUCAAUUUAUUUAAUAUAGUUAAACGCACUGGUAUUUGUACAUGUACAUAAAUACAUACUAAACAAGUUUUACCAUAGUGCUUAUUUUAGUCAUUUUAAAUUCACCAAAAUGUCUUCAGACUUUUUAGAGCUUGAUUUAGAGUAAGUUUUCGAUUGCUUUGAAUAUUAUGUCAUACAUUUGUUCAUGUUUGUACUAAUCAUUGUUUUUUGUAGGCGGCCAUCACCAAAGGACUUGUUCAAUGAUCAGUCUCCAACAUAUACCAUGGCCGAGGUAUUAAUUGACGUUAUUAUUUUUGAUCUCAUUAUCAUUUAAUCAUCAUUAAUAUUUUAUUGUUUAUUGGUUUCAGAUGAAUGAGAUUGAUACUCAAUCCAAUUUUGAUUAUGUUUUAAAUUCAUAUUAUUUACCGUAAGUUAUUUUUCAUUAUUUAAUGUAAAUCAUUUGUUUAUUAAUGCAAGGGUCAUAUGCUUCGUUGAUAAAAAUUCUACCAAAUGCAAAUAGUUAUCACUAUGUAUAGAAGAUUUAUUGAAAUUUAAAUGAAAUAUUUCUUUUUCUUUAUAAAUUACAUACACAUUAUAAUCCAAAGAUAAUUUAAUAUUUUCAGUAUUAUAAGCGAAUGAUAUUAAAUUAUAGUUAGGUAUAGUAGCUAGGAACAUACUUAAAAAAUACAAAAAUAUUUAAAGUUUACAAUUAAUAUGUUAGUAACUAUACUCCGUUUCAAAUAAGAAUACAUCCGGCGGCGGACGAUAAUCAGUCAAAACUCGUGCAGUCUACUAACAUGAUCAAUUAUAGAGCGAAUAGACUCAGCCAAGGGGGGCAGGACGUUGCUCCGAGAUACAUUUAGAUGCUCUGAGAGGUGUGUUCUUAUAUGGAACGAAGUAUAGUUACCUAUCUUAUUUUAAUAAUAAGCCCAACGUUAAUAUACAUUUUUCAGAAAUUUUAAAGGAGGUAUUAUGUAUAAUAUGUAUACAUAGGUUUUUUUAAAUGUUUGAAAUACUUAAUAAAUAGGUAAGGUUUCGCUAUUCUUGAUAAUUUAUAGUUUUUAAUCUUUUUAUAACACAGGAAUUUUAGUUUUGUAUGAUUUAAUAAAAAAAAGUUUACAUUAAACAUAUAUCAAUAAUUAAUUCAUUUUAACAUUUUUUUUAUUUUAAAUAUAUUUUAAUUUAAUGUAUACAUUUUAGAUUAUAUUUUAUUAUUAUUUAAAUUCAGUAUUCAGUAAAACACAUAUAUUAUAAUAUUUUUAUAUCAUUUACUCAAAUGUAUGAAAUCCAAAAUAGUAAUUUUUGAAUUUUAACAAAUUUUGCGUGAACAGGUAUAAUAUAAUAUACAUAAUAUACAAACUGUGUUUUGUGUAAUAUUUAAUGUGACUGUUGAAAACCUAGGAAAUUUAUCAUGUGUUAUUCAAAGUGUUCAAUAAUAUUUACUUUUAGUACCUAAAUAUAUAUAUUUUCUUUUUAGUUUCAAUUAAACUAAAUUAAAUUUUAUUUGUCAAACAUAGUCAAAUUAAUUAUAAUUAAAAAAUAUUUGUAACGUAAAACAAACUCUUUUAUUAGACAAGAAAAAUAAUGUACAAUGUGUAAUGUGGUUAGGUGAGAAUAAUUUGUUGUAAAAUAUUACAUAUUUAAAUACUUAUAAUUAAUACUAUUUUUAUACUACAAAAUAACUAUUUGGGUUUAUUAUUUAAUGACUUAUGGAUUUUUUAAACAUAUGUGGCCUUCAAAAUUUAAAGAAAAUGAUAUUCUGGUAUUAAGUGUCUUAAUUGAUCUGAUACAUCAAUUUUUGUUUAAAGUUUUGUAUAUAUAAUAAUGUUCUUCGAGUUCUUGAUUAAAAUAUCUAAGAUUUUGGGAUUUAUAUGCUGUUAUGAAUACUUUCAACCUUAAGUUAUUAAUAAUUAUUUUACAAUUUUUAUAUUUUAUUGAAAAUGUAUUUCCUAUUUUCAUGUUAUGUGGAGCUUAAAUUAUGAUUAUAAGUCUAAAUUUAAAUUCAUGAUACAUAUUAUAAUAUUUAGUAUAAAAUAAUGUAUUUAAAUGUAUGUUUUAGGGUUAACCAAUAUAAUACAGGAUUUGAACUUCUAGAUGAUUGUAAAAAUAUGAGUUUUUCAGAACUAUUUGAUCAAGAGCUAUUUAGUUCUCAUGGUAUAAAUUUAACAUCAAUAAUAAAUAUAUAAUAAUUAUUAAUAUCAAAUAUAAAAUUUCAGAAAAUAAAGACUGCCAAAUUACAAUUAAAAUUGAGAAUGAAAAUUCAUUAGACCCAUGCUAUUCUGCUGAUGAAUCGCAAGAUAUUACUGAUAAUCACAUAUUAGUGAACACCAAUGAAGAAAAUCUUUUCCCGACAAAAAGUUUUAUUCCAAAGCCAGGCAUUAAUAGGACUUUCAUUAAACCUGCUGAAAAUAGUGAUGUCACAAAUCUUUUAUACAAUCCUUUUUGUGAUACAGAUGAUUUUAGUAUUAAUAAAAUAUCGGUUAAAACAGCCACUGAAAACAGUAAACUCGAUGUCAGGAAUACUAUUCAACAAAAUAUGGCACCUGUGGUAAAACAAAUAUAUUGCCCUGUAGAUAAUUCACAAGGUAUUGGUAAUAAUCUACACUUGGAAAAGUCUGAAGACAGUGUUUUGUCCUCGUCAAAAAGUUAUACUUCUAACCAAGGCAAUAACAACAUUUCUAAAAAACCAUCUGCAAAUGAUGAUAUCAUACAAAAUUCUCUCUGUGAAACAGUGAAUUUUGGGAUUGAUAUUAUGAAUUGUGCACCUGAAAAUGUCAAUAGAUUUAUUGAACAAAAUGCUGUUCCAUUAAAAACACAAUCAAAAAAUUAUACUCAAAGUAAUUCACUUAUUAAAGAGGACAGACACAGUUUGGUAAGUGUUAAAAAAAAAGUUCCUUCAUCAUCAUCAUUAACAUUGAACAUUUUCCCUAAAAAACUAAAAAUUGAUAGAACAUCUAUAAAUAUCAUUAAAAAUGUUAAGCAACCUGUACAAAAUUCAAUUGGCGAACUAGAAAAUACAGGUAUUAAUCAUAAGUCAACAAAAGUAAGAGGACCUACUGUAAAGCGUAAACCAAAAGAUGUCAUAAAUACUAUUCAACAGAAAACUUCUAAUUCGGGGGGAAAAUCAUGUUAUUCUAAUGAUAAUUUACAAAAUUCAACUGAUAAUCAUAAUUCGGUAAAAUCUGAAUUUUUUAAAAGUUGUACUUCAAAACGUCAAAGCAAUAAAAAAAUUUCUUCAAAAGCCACUGAAAAAAGUGAUAUUAAAUAUUCUUACAACACUUUCGAUAAGCCGCAAGUUCUUGGUAAUGAUCAAAUAUCAGGAAAAAUUAAACCUCAUAUUUUAAAACGUAAACCUGUGUAUGCCAAUAAUAAGGAUCAAAAUAUUUUUGAAAUAAAAGUGAAAUCAUGUACUGACAAUUCGCAAAAUACAACCAAAAAUCAAAACUUCGAAGAAAUAUUAAAUACUUCAACACCAAAACGUCGAAGAAACAACAAAACUUUUACAAAAACAACUGAAACAAAUGAAAUUAAACAUCCGUCAUACAACUCUCUUAGUGAAACAAAAGUUUUUAGUAAUGAUCAAAUAUCUAUGAAAGUUGAACAUUGUAUUAAAGAAGAACCUCUGUACAUCAAUUUUAAUGAACAAAACAUUAAUGAAAUAGAAGUAGAAACAUUUUCUACAGAUAAUUUACAAAAUACAAUUAAUAGUCACAAUUUGGUAAAAAUAGAAGAAACAUUAAAAAGUUCUGUUCCAAAAUAUCAAGACAAUAAUAAAUCCACUAUGUUAACUAUGGAAAAAAAUAAUAUUAAACAAACCUCUUACAAUUCCUUUAGAGAACCAAAAGAUUUUGAUAAUAAUCAAAUAUCUGUGAAAGUUGAACCAUAUAUUAAAGAAGAAUCUGUUGAUAUCUAUAAUAAUAUUGAACAAUAUUUCGGUGAAAUAGUUACAGAAAAUCAUCAUAAUGUAGAUGAAGCAAAGCAUGAUGUUAGUUCAAAUUAUAUCUAUGAUACUAAUUUAAAUUAUACAAAUAUUAAAACCCAAGAAUUUGGUGUUAUAAAAAAAGAGAACAUAGUUCCUAUUACAGCUUGCUUAAAAAAUAAUGAAAGCAGUUCUCAGACUUGUGUGAUUAAAAGUGAACCAAAUUUAGAAACUGAAAAAAAGAAAAUUUCAUGGGAAGAGUUUAGAGCUAAAAGAGCAAAAAUAGGUUUUAUGAACACUCCAGGUAAAAUUUGAUUAAAUUAAUAUGUAUAUAAUUUCAUAACUUAAAAAAUAUUGUACAUUUUUGUAGAAAAUGAUGAGAAAUUUUCUGAUAUAUAUGAUGGGAAAACUGAAGCCAUAAUAAAGGAGUUUAACCGGACUACAGCUGAACACUUUGAUGGUCAAAUAAGAAAACUUGAAGUUAAAGAAGGACAGAAUCCUAUUAAUUCUAAAGAUAAUAGCAGUGAAGAAGAUGAAGAAUUGCAAAAAAAGCGAAUGAAAAUUGAGUACAUUAAAAAACUUCUACCAUCUUCUUUUGGUAAAUUCAAUAUAAUUUUGUGAUGCAUACUAUUAUUUUAAUGUAAUUUAAUAAUUAUAUUUUAAAUUAUUUUCUUUUUUUAGCAUCGGAAAUUGCAAAAACCUCAAGUUUGAUGAAGGGUAGCUCACAAGAAAACAUAGGUAAUAUUAUAAUAUUAUGUAAAUAUUUUAGGAUUAUUUGGAAUACCAUUUUUUUAUAUUAGGGAAUUUUUGUUCUAUUCAGUUGGGAAUUGAUUAGCCAGGAAAAUUUUCAAAUAACAUAAAUCCCCAUUUAUAUUCUCUACAUAAAAAAAAAAAAAAUUGUUUACUUCUAAUAAAAUUGUAUAUAAUUAGAUAAUAUUUAUAGUUAAUAGUCUUUAGUGUGAUUCUAAGGAUUUUAAGUGAGUUACUUUUUUUUUUUUUAACCAUUAUGAAAUUGUUUAAGCUUUAUCACAACACUAUUUUCAAUUAAUUCCUUAUUCCAUGUCUCUAAAAUGAGUAUACAUUCUAGGUUUUUAAAAAACAGUUUAACUGGAGAAGUAGACAAGGAGUGUGCAAUUAUUGUUUAAAAAUUUACCACCCUUAAUUGUUCCUCUGGUCUAAAUUUUGAACUGUUUUUUUAGAAAAAUAUCUUCUUUUCAAUCUGUAUUAAUCAUUAACAGUAAAUACAAAAUUAGUUAAACACAUUAAAAUUGUUAGAAUAAUAUUCUUUAUUUAAAUGUGAUUAAAAUAGAAGUUCCUAAUUAAAAAUAGUUUUUAAAUAAAUUUUUAAUCAAUUCUAUAAUAGUUGAAAAAAAAUUAUAGAAUUCAAAUUCACUUAAAAUCCUCCAGGAAAAAUUGCUGGUUCAUAAUAAGUGGAUCACUAUAGAACUAGGAAAGUAUUGCUUUAAUAUUUAAAUUCUGUGUAUGAGUAUAAAAUACCCUUAGAUAAUUAUUAUUAUUAAUUAAACAUGUUUUUGUUUAGUAUUGAGAUUAAAUAUUUUGAAAAAUUGACAAUAUUUUUCUGUAGUUAUAAAAUUGGAAUACUUUAAUGUCAACAUGUCUUUAAAAGUUCUAACUAACAAAUGUAUUAAUUACUAAAAUAGAAAAUUUCGAGAUUAUAUUUUUUUAUCAAAUCAAAUUUUGGUAAUACCAAGUUUACCGGUAUUAUUAUUAUAUCAAAGAAAUAUUUUAUUUUUUUACAGAGAAUGAAAAUACUUUAAGUGAUUCGAACAUGUCUAACGACAAAACCCAAGGAAAAUACAUACAUGAAGAGUAUUUAAAAAAAGAUGAUAAGUCUCAAAAAAAAGGUCAUCAGACCAGAGUCCAUACGUCUCAUCGCAUUUCGUCAUCGAGGUUAGAAUAAUUUUACAUACACAAUGAGUAUAAUAGAUAUUGAUAUUUAAUUUAAUUUUAAGAGCUGACUAUUGUAAUAAAACUAAUCGAUCAUCAAACUCUGAUGAUUAUUAUAAUCGCAACAGAAUUGAUAGUCCACGUGAAGGUGGGCCAUAUGGUCAAAAUAUACGAAAUAAUGGUCCAAGGUAAUACAAAUUUAAAAUUGUAGAAUUAUUUCAUUAUGAAGUAUAUGUGUCAUACAUUUUGUUACUGUAAAUUACAAAAACAUAGGUUGAAAGAACAGAAAAGAGUGGUUUAUGUUGGGCAGAUACCUAUCAAAUUUGGAAAGCGUUAUCUAUACAAUCGUUUUAAGGAAUUUGGUGUAAUACAAUGUCUUACACUACAUAGAAAACCUGAGUAUAAAUACUACUUUAUUUUUAUAUUGUUUGUAAUUAACUUCAUACAAAAUAUUAUUUCUGUUUAGCUUCCGUGUUUAUUAUGCAUUUGUUACAUAUUCCGAAAGAUCAGAAGCUGAACGUGCUAUAAAUCAUGGAAAUGAUGAUGCUAAUCAAGUCCAGUUGGAUAUUAGAUUUGGUGAACGGAAACAAACUCAAACUCCAUAUUACGAUUUAGGUAAUUAACACAUUUAAAAUGAUAUAAUUAAAAUUAAAAUUAGCUUCAAAAUAGAGAUAAUCAUUAAAUUAUUUAGACGAUGAAUGGUUAACUGAUUGGUACACAUACGCAAGCAAGUUGGCAGCUGUGAGGUCACCUAUUCCUGGAAAUGCUGAACACUCUUUUGAAGAAGAAUUGAAAGAAUUCUACAACCUAGCUCAAAUGAAAAAAUUAAAUGAAAUUAAGUCAUCCUCUCAAGUCUCUUGACAUAAGUUUUUAUUUUAUUUCAUCUUAUUAGUGUUGAAAUAAAAAUGAAAUACACCAUUGUUAUCAUUUUUUUUUCUCUUUUUAAGUUUUUUUUUUAUUUAAUAAAGUAUAAACCUUUUAAAAAUAAUCUUAUUACACAUAAUAUUAAAGUGUACGAUUAAAAAUGAUUUGGUUAAUUAAGUUGUUUUUAUUUCUUGUUCAUCUUUAACAAUUUUAGCCACUUUUCUAUAUUCUAUUGUAUUUGUUUUUGUACACUGCAUUUCAGUCCAACUUAUUGGAACCAUUGAGUAACCUGAAAAUUAAAUAAUAAGUAAAAUAAGUUACAAAAUUAGAAUAAAUAUUCUAAUAGAUUUUACCAUAUUCACUGCAUGCUAUAACUACACCAAGUUCAUUUUCAGCAGUUGUCAAUUUAAAGGUAUGAGCUUCAGUCAUUGGCAACUGAAAAAUCAAAAGU
Cinara cedri is the source of this 7989-nucleotide messenger RNA. The record is from the annotation of a GenBank genome assembly. Lineage: Eukaryota; Metazoa; Arthropoda; Insecta; Hemiptera; Aphididae.